UGCCACGCACCUUGCCGGAAGUAGCAAUCGAUAACGUACCAAGAUGGCUGACGCAGACUUCAUGAACCCUGAACAAACCGAAGAAGACCCCGCCGCCGCUUUUCUGGCUAGGGAACAGACCGAAUUGGCGGGCCUUGAAGAUGAUAACUUCGGUGUCGAUUCAUCAGAGCCAGUGCAACAAAGUGAUAAUUUUGACCCAUUCACUGGUGGAGCUCCAGAAGACCAAGGUUUAAUGGGAAAUCAGGAAUUUGAAACUACUAAUCAACAACAGGAAUCUGAGGAAAAUCUGGUGGUGGGGGAAACAGGAGGGGGGGUUGUAGACUUUGGUGUUUCUCCUCCCCUCAUUGAUGCCAAGGAACAAAAUUGUGGCAGAUCAAAAGAUGAGGGAAAGCCCAUUAAGACUAAUGGGCCGUCUGAUAUGUACAGUAUAAUCGCUCAACAGGAUCACGAGAGGUCAGAACCUGAAAAGAUCCGAAUCUGGCGAGAGGAACAAGUUUUAAAAUUAGAGGCAAAAGACAAAGAAGAGGAGAAAAAACAGGAAGAAAUGAGGGAUGGAGCGAAGAAGGAGCUUGACGACUGGUAUAAACACAACCAAGAGCAGUUAGAGAAAACUAAGGAAAACAACCGCCGAGGAAACAUGGCGGCUGAGGAAGCCUUCGUGAAGGAUCGAGACGAGACACAGCCAGGAGGGGAGUGGGAAAAAAUCUGCAGACUCUGCGAAUUCAACCCCAAAAAUUCGAAAAAUACAAAAGAUGUGUCUAGAUUGAGAGGAAUUUUGCUUCAGCUUAAACAAACACCUCUCGUCCGCUAGUCAACUUGUCCAAUACAAAAAAAAACAAGUUUAGAACAACUAACAUUUACAUUUUAUGUAAGAGAUUUGGUGAUGUGUACUGAAUGCAAGACCUUGUUAUAGAUACGAUUUUUAACAUUUACCAAACUCUCAAUAUUCAUCACAACAAGAAUCGAGAAUAUUAUUUAUCAAAGGAUUUCUGUCAUUUACACUUAUUUUAUAGGACGAUGUGAAGAAAAUUUGUUUAUGAAGUCUUUCUGUGAGUGAGAUUAUUGUAGAUCUUAAAAUGACUUAAGUGUUCAGUUUUAGGUUAAAUGCACUUGGUGUUGUGAUAGAAGCUAGGUAUUAGUAUAUGUACAGAGAAUUUUAAAACAAAAUACAAAGUUAUUCUGUCAGCAGUCAACAAACUGCUUGACCUCAUUUGGUGAUUUCUAGGGAGAUGUGUUACAUAACAUUAUAUAAUGAUGGCAAGGAUUCAUAUAAGAGUUACUUCCCUUUAUAAUUCAGAAUCAGAAUUUUUUAAUGUGGUUUAUAAGUUCGAAACUCUUAUAGGUAUAUAAGGUAGCAUAUGCCCUUAAACCUGACACAAUAUUUCAGUUAAACUUUCCAAAUAUAGUUAAAAAGACAAAUGAGUGAAACUAUACAUUCCACUUUUGAAAUGCAUCCACUUUUCAAAGGAAUUCAUUCAUACUUUCAGCAGAAAAAUUAUUCAAGUUACCAGACAAGGAAUUUUCAGGGUUUGUGAAAAUUAAAAAAUAAAAGCUGUUUGAUUUGAGUGAGAAAUGUGGGGCUUGUCAAGGGGAUUUUUUAGUGUGAAAUAUGGGGCUCCUUAAGGGGAUUUUCUUAAGACUAUGUAGCAUAUAAUUGUUGUGCGUUACAUGUGAAACGAUCAUUGAGUCAUUCAUUGGAUGUUUGCUAUUAUAGGAAAAGAGGUUUGUAAAAAUAUUUAUGUUCCAUUAUACGUAUGUGGAUUACUCCAUUUACUGUAAUUAAAAAUACAGGAAAAAAA
Messenger RNA from Pecten maximus, 1799 nucleotides. RefSeq names its product clathrin light chain A-like. The transcript has 9 exons. Gene Ontology annotation, cellular component: synaptic vesicle membrane; plasma membrane; clathrin coat of coated pit. Gene Ontology annotation, biological process: clathrin coat assembly; clathrin-dependent endocytosis; intracellular protein transport. Lineage: Eukaryota; Metazoa; Mollusca; Bivalvia; Pectinida; Pectinidae. The record is from RefSeq and is a predicted model, not a curated record. Gene Ontology annotation, molecular function: clathrin heavy chain binding; structural molecule activity. Bases 44 to 811 code for a protein of 255 amino acids.